Didymodactylos carnosus is the source of this 267-nucleotide messenger RNA. The record is from the annotation of a GenBank genome assembly. NCBI's taxonomy places the organism in Eukaryota, Metazoa, Rotifera, Eurotatoria, Philodinida, Philodinidae.
AUGCUAGCGCGUGCUAUCUUCGUAUUGGGUCGUAUACGGCACGAUUUAUUAACAUAUCAUUGUAGAAGAAUCACGGCAUUAAAAGACAAUGAAGAAUAUGAUGUCAACAAUUCGUAUACGCUAAAAGCUUUUAUUAAGGAAUUAGGAAGUGCGAUCGAAGAUGACACGCGGAUACGUUUUAUUGAAAAACUAAAUACAUUACAAGAUGCAGCGCGAAAAGCUCUACAAGCUGUUAAAAAGCUGUUAGCACAAUCCCUACCGGUUUAA